AUGACAUCCGAGUUGGCCGAUGAGGAGGAACUCAUUCGAUCGACCUUCCCCGUUCUCAUCAAUGACGAGGAAGAGCAACAACAAUAUAUGGAAAUUUCAUAUCGAUAUUCAGAACGUGGACACAUUGUUCAUACUCUUGAUUUGAAAUGGUACUCACACCUUUCACUCUUCGAUUUUGUGGAACAAACAUGUUGCAAUGAAUAUAAAUUACCUCUCUAUUUAAAAGAUAGUCUCACUUUUCAAUUAUUGGAAUUAAUUCGAGAACGUAAAAUCAUCAAGAAUGAUCAAAUUGUGGAUGAAUUUUAUUAUGAAGAUGAUGAUUUAGAAGAUGAUGAUUUAGAAGAUGAUGACGACCACUCGGAAUUGGCCAUGAAAAAAGAGUCUCACAAUGACAUGGAACGACAACAAGAACACGUGGAAGAAAAAUUGAACAUCCACCACAACGACCAUGUCCAUCCAAACGCAUUAUUGGGUGAUCAUGAUGACAUCAUGGAAACAAUUUCACCAUUGCCCAUUCAGGACACUUCCAAAUUUUAUCGUCUCUUUCAUUCGAGUUAUGUGAAUCAAAUUUAUUUGGUAAAAAUUGCAAAUGAUUUAAGAUGUGCCUAUCAAGAUAAAAUUAAAAGUAGAGAGACAGAAAUUAGUGAAAUUCAGAAAGUUCAUCGCGAUGGAAUGGAACAGAAAAUGACCAUGGAACGAAAUGAUCAAUUACAAGUCAUGGUCUUGGAGCACAUAAAACAAUUAGAACAAUUAGAAGAGAAAUGGAACGAAGAGUUACGAGAAUUGUACAAAGAAAUGAUCACUGCUUUUUGGAAGUUUGUUUCAGACCUCGACAAGGAAGAUGUCAUUUCAAAUCGAUCCAAAACGAAAGCAAAUCUUGUCAAAAGUAAGGAAGAUUUAUUGUUUCCAGGUUUUCGUUUGAUGGAACCCCGUGGAAAACAAUUUGAAUUACUUUUGAGAAAUGAAUUGCAAGGAGAAAAGUAUUCCAUUCAGAAUGCAUCCAACAAAUUCGAACAUCUUUCUUCAUUUAUUCGAAAAUUUUCCAUUCGAUUUAAAAAGAAGAGAAACUCACCAAAAACGACCACCUCACAAGAUCCAUGGACUGUAUUGGAGACAUUUGAUGCCAUCGAUAGCCCACAACCAAUGUCCAUGAUGACGGAAAAACAUGGCAAUGUCACAACAUCCUCCGAACAAGAAGCCACACGUAAAAAGCUGAAUGAAAUCAAACGAAUGAUGAAACGCAUCUUUAGAGAUGGACGUACUCUUACUGACAUUCCGAGACUCAUUCAAAAUGAGAGAUUUCAUUGCAUUUCUAUUUACAAAAAAAUUGAGAGAAUAUAUUUGGAGAACGAUGAUUUGUAUAGUCCCUAUGAUGAUUCCUAUGUGUUCAUUGAGGAUGAUGCUGAUUCUGAAUUGUAUAAAGAUGACAGUACACGACGCUUGUGUGGAAGAGUUUUUAUCAUUUAUACAGCUGAUAUGAGUGAUUGUAUUUGUAGAAAUUUUAAGAAGGAUGAAGAGGAGCGUGACUGUGAAGAGGAUUACAUUCUAUUCAAAGCAAGACAAACCUAUAACUUGUAUCAAUCGAGACUUUCUGCACUUGUGGUGAAUUGUUGUAUUCAAAAGAGCUCGAUCGUUGAAAACGACCAAGCUUUGCAUCAGGAAGCGAAUGCAGCCUCACUGAUGUCAUACAAGCAAUAUUACUCUCCAACAUUGACAUGGGCCAUGCGAGAUAUGGAGAGAAUAUUAUUUGAGGCCAACCAUGCACAAGGACCAGAUUUUCAUUUUCCAUCGUUUGACGAGCAAAUAAGACAAGUCAGGGAAAACAUUCAGUCCUGUGCAACUAGUAGUGGCUAUGAUGGAAGUGGGAAUGAUCAUGAAACAACUCCCAAGCUAGGAGAUUAUUUCAUUACCAAACAUUCUAAUUUGAGUUAUGCAAAUUUAAUUUUUCACCUCGUUUCGCAGAGCGAUUAUACUUCUAGUAGUAGCAGCAACAACCUUGAAAAUACCAACGAACAAGAAUAUGAACAAAUCAUGAAUGGCUAUUCGAAAAUUAUGGAUGAUUGCAAAGAAAUGGGAAUGAGAAAUUUGGCUAUCCAAGUUCCUCUCUCGGUGACAUUCAAACAUCCAAAAUUGGGUGGAAAUCUUCCCAACGGAGACACGAUCAUUAUGCAAAUACGUGACUUGUUGAGAAUGUAUCUCACUAAGCAGAAGGAGCAUGGAGCUUGGUUUUUGCCAAAUCUCUUUAUCUACUGUCCAAAGAAUCCAAAACAUUCCAGCGGAGACUUUCAAUGUCAGUGUCACUACAUGCUCAUGCAAGAAACCGAUAACAUUUUGCAUUAUAGUUCCGAGAGUCAUGGCGAAGAAUCAUACAAUGAGAAUGAGGAUUUACACAAGUACAUGGUUGAGCCAUUCUACAAGUCCUUUCUGAAUUCAAAUGUACAACUUCCUCCUGCCUGGAUCAAACUCUAG
Naegleria fowleri is the source of this 2469-nucleotide messenger RNA. RefSeq lists its product as uncharacterized. Bases 1 to 2469 code for a protein of 822 amino acids. Gene Ontology annotation, cellular component: cytoplasm. The transcript has 2 exons. The record is from RefSeq and is a predicted model, not a curated record. NCBI's taxonomy places the organism in Eukaryota, Heterolobosea, Eutetramitea, Acrasida, Naegleriidae.